AAUAAAGGUCCCCUAACAGCAGCUACUGUUGCAAAGUUUUUUAUUUGACUCCUCAUUGACACAAAAAGUAUUUUUAAAAAAUAACUUAGUGUUCCGUUUGUAUGUACUGUGAAAGAAAUAGAACGGAAAUAAAACAAAUCAAAUCUUUUUAAAAUCACAUUUUUUUGUCGUUUAGACUUUUAUUUUAAAUAAUUUAUCCAGCGCCAUUUAGGGAAAAAAAGAGUUUUGUUUCCUGCUUCAGCUCCAGUGAGUGAUGGCGGGGCUCCAUCUCUCCACAUAUUAACAUGUAACAGACUCAUUUCUUCUCAUCUCCAUGGCUUGAAAUCGUUUCCGCCCCCUAUAAACUUUAGGACGAAUGUGUUAUAAUAUUCUCUCGAACUAGUUUGCGGUAAUCGCGAGGGGAAAGGCUCGGGUCGGUGGACGUACAUCGCUCCGGUUGUAUUUUAAGAUGGCUCCAGUUCAAAUCGGUUCGGACGGGCAGCUGGUCCCCGCCGGGGGUCUCACGUCGGCCCCCCAGCAUCCUCCGGGAGCCCCGGCAGCUCCAGGAGUCCGACUGAGCCUCUUGAUCGAGUUCCUGCUGCAGCGGACCUACCAUGAGAUCACUCUCCUGGCUGAGCUACUUCCUCGAAAAACAGACAUGGAAAGGAAAAUCGAAAUUGUUCAGUUUGCCAGUCGGACACGGCAGCUCUUUGUACGUCUGCUUGCUCUUGUGAAAUGGGCAAGUAAUGCUGGGAAGGUGGAGAAAUGUGCGAUGAUCUCAUCAUUUCUGGAUCAGCAAGCCUAUUUAUUUGUUGACACGGCUGACCGACUGGCAUCACUGGCCAGGGAUGCCUUGGUGCAUGCCCGUUUGCCUAGUUUUGCCAUCCCUUUCGCCAUUGAUGUACUGACCACAGGCUCUUACCCACGUCUGCCCACGUGUAUCCGAGACAAAAUUAUUCCUCCUGACCCUAUAACCAAAACAGAGAAGCAGACCACGUUAAAUCAGCUGAAUCAAAUCUUGCGGCACAGGCUAGUCACCACUGACUUGCCCCCACAGCUGGCCAACUUAACUGUGGCCAAUGGGCGAGUAAAGUUUCGAGUUGAGGGGGAAUUUGAAGCCACACUGACAGUGAUGGGGGAUGAUCCUGAUAUCCCUUGGAGACUUCUUAAACUAGAGAUUUUAGUUGAAGACAAGGAAACUGGAGAUGGCCGGGCAUUGGUACACAGCAUGCAGGUGAAUUAUAUCCAUGAGUUGGUGCAGUCUCGACUGUUUGGAGAUGACAAGCCUCUUCAGGACAUGUACAACUGCCUCCACUCAUUUUGCCUGUCACUACAGCUGGAGGUGUUACACUCUCAAACUCUGAUGUUGAUCAGAGAACGGUGGGGUGAUCUAGUGCAGGUGGAGCGCUACGUCCCUGCCAAGUGCUUCACGUUGUCUGUCUGGAAUCAACAGGUCCUGGGUAGAAAGACUGGCACAGCACCUGUGCACAAAGUCACCAUCAGAAUUGAUGAGACGGAUGGAUCCAAGCCAUUACAGAUCUCCCAUGAGCCUCCACUCCCUGCCUGUGAUUCCAGAUUAAUGGAAAGAGCCAUGAAGAUUGAUCAUCUCUCAGUUGAAAAGCUUUUGAUCGAUAGUGUACAUGCCCGCUCGCAUCAGAAACUGCAAGAACUCAAAGCCAUCCUCAAAAGUAGUAACCCUAGUGAUAACUCCUUCAUAGAGACAGCACUGCCCACACUAGUCAUACCAAUCCUGGAGCCCUGCGGCCGAUCUGAGUGCCUCCACAUAUUCGUCGAUUUGCACUCGGGAAUGUUUCAGCCAAUGCUUUAUGGAGUCGAUCAGUCAAUGUUGGACGAUAUCGAGAAGAAUAUUAACGAUGACAUGAAGCGCAUCGUCACAUGGUUACAACAGCUAAAAUUCUGGUUGGGCGAGCAGAGAUGUCGACAGUCUGUGAAACAUCUUCCCACACUGUGCACAGACACUCUCCACCUAUCUAACUUAACCACACAUCCUGUGGGCAACCUGUCAAAGCAUCGCCUCUUCAUCAAACUCACCCGCCUCCCACAAUACUAUAUUGUGGUCGAGAUGUUAGAUGUUUCCAGCAAUUCAACAGAGCUCCAGUAUAAGUACUACUUCCUGUCUGUGAGUCCGAUUGAGAGUGAGGAUGGGCUGCCUUCUGCUCAGCUGCUGCAGCAGUUUAAGCCCAACCUGGAGGAGCUUGUGCAGGACUUUUCUUCUGGACGAAUGGCUCGUCCCGGGGCAAAGAGGAAGUUGUCAGGAGAGCAAAGUGCCACUGAACCGAAGAAACCCAAGAGGUCUGGAGAGAUGUGUGCCUUCAAUAAGGAGCUGGCCCACCUGGUGGCCAUGUGUGACACCAACAUGCCUCUCAUCGGAUUACGCUGUGAGUUGUCCAAUAUGGAGGUUCCUCAUCAAGGGGUUCAGGUCGAAGGAGACGGCUGUAGCCACGCCAUACGUAUUCUGAAAGUUCCACCUUGUAAGGGAGUGGGUGAGGAAACGAGAAAAGCUCUGGAGCGCUCCCUGCUGGAUUGUACGUUCAGACUGCAGGGCCGGAAUAAUCGCACAUGGGUGGCAGAAUUGGUUUUCUCAGGUUGUCCACUCAACAGCACAGCCAACAAAGAGCAAGCUUCCACGCGGCAUGUCUACCUGACUUAUGAGAAUCCCCUUUCGGAGCCGGUGGGUGGCAGGAAGGUGGUGGAGAUGUUCCUGAACGACUGGAACAGUAUAAAUCAGCUUUAUGAAUGUGUGCUGGAGUUCUCACGUGCUUUACCUGAAAUGCCCUCCUAUUUGAGCCUUUUCUCAGAAAUACGGCUGUACAAUUACCGGAAGCUGGUUCUAUGCUAUGGCAACACCAAAGGCAGCUCGGUGACGAUACAGUGGAACUCAGUAACCCAGCGUUACCAUCUGGCCCUCGGGACAGUGGGGCCCAAUUCAGGCUGUAGCAACUGUCACAACAUAAUUCUGCACCAACUUCAAGAAAUGUUCAACAAGACACCCAAUGUAGUACAACUUCUACAGGUCCUCUCAGACACCCAAGCUCCUCUAAAUGCCAUCAACAAGCUACCCACAGUGCCUAUGCUGGGUCUCACCCAAAGGACCAAUACGGCAUACCAGUGCUUCUCCAUCCUGCCUCAGUCACCCACUCACAUCCGUCUGGCCUUCCGCAACAUGUACUGCAUUGACAUCUACUGCCGUAGCAGAGGUGUGGUGGCUAUCCGUGACGGGGCCUAUAGUCUUUUUGACAAUACCAAGAUCGUUGAAGGUUUCUAUCCUGCCCCUGGACUGAAGACUUUCCUGAACAUGUUUGUGGAUAGCAACCAAGACGCCCGCAGACGCUCGGUCAACGAGGACGACAACCCUCCCUCCCCGAUAAGCAUGGAUGACACCUUCAUGCCCCCCACCCAGACACAGCCUCCAGGCAGAGGGGUUUAUCCACCCCUCACAUCACCCCCCAACCCGUACCAUGUGCCUCCCUCACCGUCCAUGAUAACACAGUCUCCAGGAAACAUCCACGCAGCCAACUCCCCUAGCGGAGCUCUGCGGGCCCCUUCUCCCUUUGGGCCCACUCCUUCUCCUUCCUCUCUGGGCAUUUCUAUGGGGCAGACCUCCAACUUUGCUAGCCCUCAUGGAACUCUUGACCCUAGUUCACCUUACACGAUGGUGUCCGCCAGCCCAAGGGUUGGGCCUUGGCCAGGAUCUCCGCAGGUCUCUGGACCCUCCCCCGGGGCACGAAUCCCUGGCAUGUCACCAGGCAACCCUUCUUUGCACUCACCUAUUCCAGACCCAUCCCACUCUCCUCGAGCUGGUACCAGUUCACAGGCAAUGCCUCCCCCCCGUAAACUGCCACAGCGGUCCUGGGCCGCUUCUAUUCCCACCAUCCUCACCCACAGCAAACUACAUGUGCUGCUUCUACCUUCACCCAUGCCAUGCCCCGUGCCAGGGCUGGCGGGCAGCUACCUGUGCUCACCUCUGGAGCGCUUCCUGGGUUCUGUCAUCAUGAGACGGCACCUGCAGAGAAUCAUACAGUUAGAACCCAAUCUUACUAUUGUGAACUCCAACGAACCAGGCGUCAUCAUGUUUAAGACGGAAGUACUUAAAUGUAGGGUGGCUCUCAACCCCAAAACCUACCAGACUCUGCAGCUGAAAGUUACACCAGAAAACACUGGACACUGGUCACAGGAGGAGCUGCAGGUCCUGGAGAAGUUCUUUGAGACCAGGGUUGCAGGUCCACCCUUUAAAUACAACACACUAAAUGCCUUCACAAAACUUUUGGGAGCUCCCACCAACAUACUCAGAGACUGUGUUCGCAUCAUGAAACUGGAGUUGUUCCCAGACCAAGCGGCCCAGUUGAAUUGGAAUGUGCAGUUUUGUCUGACCAUCCCACCCAGCGCUCCUCCCAUCGCCCCUCCAGGAACCAUUGCUGUGGUGCUGAAAACCAAGAUGCUCUUUUUUCUCCAGCUGACCCAGAGGCUACCGGUUCCCCAGGAGCCCAUCAGCAUCAUAGUGCCUAUAGUGUAUGACAUGGCCACUGGACUGACCCAGCAGGCUGAUAUCCCCCGCCAGCACAGCUCCUCGGGAGCCGCGGCCCUGAUGGUCAGCUCCAUCCUCAGGAGGUUCAACGAGCACCAUCCCCCACGACAAGGAGAGUGCACAAUAUUUGCAGCGGUUCAUGAGCUCAUGGCUAAUCUCACGCUGAAUCCUGGUGGACGGCCAUAACUUGGCAUCUGUUAGGAAACUUCACCAGACUGAUCAUUAAAUCAGUUCAGCCCUGACUCGAGGGAAAUUCAGGUUUUCUGGUGCAGCCAAUGGACUCUUCUGCUGGUGGAUCACAUUGUCACAAAAGGGAGCAGAAAUGUGAUGAACUUAUUGGUGUUUUGUAUUAUGAAGCAUGUAAAUUAAUAAUUGUGACAAAAGCAGGACUUCUUUUUUUUAAAUAGCUUGGCAAAGUUCUGCUAACGGAUUUAUUUUUUUCAUAUGCACUUCUUGAGGAAAUGAUUGUGAUAAAAAAUGUUUAACUACAGCUGUAUUUUUGUUUUAUUUGAAACUUUGCAGAAUAAUUCUUGUCUGUUUUUUGUAAUACAAGAUAUUAGCACCGUGUAAGUAUUGUUUUCUUUAUCAGCACACUAUUUAAAUGUUUUUUUUUUUUUUACUUUGAGUUCUUAGCAUACCUGUCACUUUAAAUAUGUGUGACAAAACUUCUAAAUAAGCAGUGUUUUAUUAUAAUUCAUUGGAAUCACGGAAAAGGUCUAAGAUUUUUCAUGUCUAUGUUUAUUACUUUUUAAUAAAAAUUGGAAAUAGCUCCAUCCUUUCA
Carassius gibelio (silver crucian carp) is the source of this 5306-nucleotide messenger RNA. RefSeq names its product mediator of RNA polymerase II transcription subunit 14. NCBI's taxonomy places the organism in Eukaryota, Metazoa, Chordata, Actinopteri, Cypriniformes, Cyprinidae. Gene Ontology annotation, molecular function: transcription coregulator activity. The transcript is spliced from 30 exons. The record is from RefSeq and is a predicted model, not a curated record. Bases 449 to 4711 code for a protein of 1420 amino acids. Gene Ontology annotation, cellular component: mediator complex; core mediator complex. Gene Ontology annotation, biological process: regulation of transcription by RNA polymerase II.